Molecule: messenger RNA, 1668 nt
Organism: Fraxinus pennsylvanica
Lineage: Eukaryota; Viridiplantae; Streptophyta; Magnoliopsida; Lamiales; Oleaceae
Source: the annotation of a GenBank genome assembly
AUGGAUAUCCGAAUCCAUGCAUCUGCUGCUCCAUUUUCCACCAAAAAUAUGAGCAUUCAGGAUACUCGCCGCUCUGUCACGUAUCAUCCUAACAUUUGGGGAGAUUAUUUCCUUGCGUAUAGUUCUAAUGAUAUAUUGGCCCACGAAGAGCAAGAACGUCAAAGAUUAAAAGAAGAAGUGAAAAAGUUGCUAGUGGCUGCCCCAGAUGGUUCAUUGUAUAAACUAGACCUCAUCGAUGCAAUCCAACGUCUUGGAGUUGGUUACCAUUUUGAAAAAGAAAUUGAAAACUCUUUAAAAUACAUCUAUGAAACUUAUCAUGAAAGUCACAAUAAACAAAACAAUGAUCUUCGUACCGUUGCUCUACGAUUUCGAUUACUCAGACAACAAGGAUAUUAUGUCUCAUGCGACGUGUUCAACAAAUUCAAGAACAGCCAAGGAAAUUUUGAGAAUUCUUUGAUUAGCGAUGUAACAGGGCUGUUAAGCUUGUACGAGGCUGCACAAUUUGGAGUACACGGGGAGGAAAUUCUAGAAGAAGCAUUGAGGUUUUCUGCUACUCACCUCGGGUCCUCGAUCCACCAGGCGAGCAAUUCUCUCUACAGCCAAGUUAGCGAUGCCUUGGAUAUGCCAAUUCAUAAAACUUUGACAAGGCUCGGAGUAAAGAAAUUCUUAUCCAUUUACCAAAAAUCAGGUGAAGAAAUGCUCCUGAAUUUUGCCAGAUUAGACUUCAACAUAGUGCAGAAGAUCCACCAGAAGGAGCUAAGUGACAUUACAAGGUGGUGGAAGGCUUUAGAGUUUGGGAAAAAAUUGCCUUUUGCAAGAGAUAGGCCAGUGGAAUGCUACUUUUGGGCACUAUCUGUCUACUUUGAGCCGCAAUACUCUCUUGCGAGGAAAAUUCUAACUAAAGUAAUCGCCCUGACUUCUACUAUUGAUGACAUCUAUGAUGUUUAUGGGACCCGAGACGAGCUUAAACUUUUCACAGAUGCAAUUGAAAGGUGGGAUAUUAGUGCCAUGGAUCAGUUACCAUCGUACAUGAAAUAUUGUUAUGAAUCUCUUUUAGAUGUUUAUCUCGAAGCUGAGAGAGAGUUAGGAGAGAUAGGAAAAUCGUAUCGUGUUCAGUACGCGAUUGAUGAGAUGAAAAAACUAGUCCGUGCAUAUUUCGAAGAGGCAAAAUGGACAUACAAUGGAUAUGCUCCAACACUAGAAGAGUAUAUGAAAGUCGCACUAGUAUCUGGUGCUUACAUGAUGCUAUCUACAACAUCUUUGGUAGGCAUGGGAGAACUGGUAACUAAGGAAGCCUUUGAUUGGAUUUCAAGUGAACCAUUAUCAGUUCGUGCUUCAUCAAUAAUUUGUAGACUAAUGGACGAUAUGGUCGGACAUGGGUUUGAGCAAAAAAUAACGGCAGUUGAAUGUUAUAUAAAAGAGAAAGGGGCUUCAAAAGAAGAAGCAUUUGCUGUAUUUCAAACACAAGUCAUGAAUGCGUGGAAGGAUAUAAACCAAGAAUGCCUUCACUCAACUGCAGUACCAAUGGCUGUUCUCGUACGAAUAGUCAAUCUUGCACGUUUCAUAAAUCUUCUAUAUAAAGACAGUGAUGCAUACACAAAUUCUAAAACAAAGUCAAAAGAUUUCAUAACAUCAAUACUCAUACAACCAGUGAUAAUAUCCAAAUGA